AUGGUAUUGGCUUUGAAUCGUGCAGUUGAAAUGAUUCCUUCUUUUCAAUGCAUGCGCUUUUUAUUUCGAGGGAAGUUAUUGUACAUUUGGAUGCUUCUAUCCGCUGCUUACAUGCUGGUGUUACCAUUCGUUAAUAGAACGCAUCCUUAUAAUACAGUUGCGUCGGCUUACCUUUAUUCACCAAUGAUCACCGACGACGCUGAUGAAAGUGAUUAA
This is a messenger RNA of Cooperia oncophora, 216 nucleotides long. Lineage: Eukaryota; Metazoa; Nematoda; Chromadorea; Rhabditida; Trichostrongylidae. The record is from the annotation of a GenBank genome assembly.